Penicillium psychrosexuale is the source of this 1779-nucleotide messenger RNA. Its product is annotated as dolichyl-P-Man:Man(6)GlcNAc(2)-PP-dolichol alpha-1,2-mannosyltransferase. Gene Ontology annotation, biological process: protein N-linked glycosylation. Gene Ontology annotation, molecular function: alpha-1,2-mannosyltransferase activity. The transcript has 4 exons. Gene Ontology annotation, cellular component: endoplasmic reticulum membrane. The record is from RefSeq and is a predicted model, not a curated record. Lineage: Eukaryota; Fungi; Ascomycota; Eurotiomycetes; Eurotiales; Aspergillaceae. The coding region runs from base 1 to 1779 and encodes 592 amino acids.
AUGGCAGGAAACGACAAUGCCCUAGGGGAUGCCCAUAAGCCUCGGACAAAGAAGCAACCGCCACCAGCUCCCUUCUACAUUCCCCUCAACAUCACUCUCUACAUAUUCCUACUUGCCAACACUCUCGCCGCACUAUACUCUCCAAUUCAGGAUUGUGAUGAGGUGUUCAAUUUCUGGGAACCUACACAUUAUCUGCAGCAUGGAUACGGUCUUCAAACCUGGGAAUAUUCUCCGGUUUAUUCUAUCCGGAGCUGGCUCUACGUGUCGCUCCAUGCUGCUGUAGGCAAGAUCGCAUCUUUGGUGGUCCAUAGCAAGACAGCUGAAUUCUACACAAUUCGCCUAUCUCUUGCAUUUCUGUGUACUGCCUGCCAGACUCGACUAUACUCUGCGAUAUGUCGUACACUCAGUCCCCGGAUCGGUCUGUUUUUUGUCAUGAUCAUCACACUCAGCCCUGGCAUGUUUCAUGCUUCGACAGCCUUUUUGCCCUCUACCUUUACCAUGUAUAUGUCUAUGCUUGGUCUGGCGUCUUUCCUGGAUUGGAAAAACAGCCGAAAAACAGCGAAGGGCAUCAUGUGGUUUGGCCUGGGGACAAUUGUUGGGUGGCCGUUUGCCGGUGCUCUCAUUGUCCCUCUUUUAGCUGAGGAGGCUAUUGUCAGUUUCAUUCCUGGAUCUUUCGGCUCACUGUUGUACAAUGUCUUUGAUGGUAUCACUCGUUGUUUGUCGAUCCUGGCUCUAGAAGUUGCGGUUGACUAUGCUUUCUUCCAAAAGCUCGUUCUCGUGCCUUGGAACAUUGUUGCAUACAACGUCCUGGGUGGAGAAGGUAAGGGACCAGAUAUCUUUGGAACUGAGCCAUGGACUUUCUAUAUUCGAAACCUCUUGCUCAACUUCAAUGUCUGGUUUGUUCUCGCCAUGCUAUCCGCGCCCCUCCUACUUUUCCAGAUCGUCUUCCGAUCGCACACCGCCUCCUUGCAAACCUCAUUGCGGUCCAUGGCCCUGGUCGCUCCUUUUUAUAUGUGGUUCGGGAUUUUCUCGGUCCAGCCACACAAGGAAGAGCGGUUUAUGUACCCAGCAUACCCGUUCCUGGCACUUAGCGGGGCUUUGAGCUUCCAUAUUAUCCUAACCUACCUUGGCUCCACUAACCAAAAGGAGCUGAUCGGCCGCGUACCAACUAAAUUAAAGAUUGCUGCAGCUGUGUCAGUUGUUCUUGUUGGUCUGAACGCUGGCAUGCUCCGCACUCUAGGUAUGGUUACGGCUUAUAACGCUCCAUUGAAGGUGUUCGAGCCACUACAACGUGUGGAUAUCGCACAGGCAGGAGACUCGGUGUGUUUCGGCAAGGAGUGGUAUCGCUUCCCGUCAUCGUAUUUCCUUCCCAACGACAUGCGCGCCAAGUUUAUCCGAAGUGAAUUCCGAGGACUACUUCCGGGCGAAUUCCCAGAUGCGCCAAGUUAUAUUGGGCGUCUGGAUGGUGCCUCACAGAUUCCAUCUGGCAUGAAUGAUCUCAACAUCGAGGACCCUACUAAAUACGUGGAUAUCUCUCAAUGUUCUUUCCUGGUUGACUCUUACUUCCCUGGUCACGACGCAACUGAGCUAGAGCCCCAUUACCUCCUGGACAAGGCGCAGUGGGAGACGCUUUCCUGCGCAAGCUUCCUCGAUGCGUCUCAAACAGGUCUUUUAGGUCGAUUGAUCUGGAUUCCUGAUUUCCCGAUCAUCCCAGCUCGCUUCCGACGCAAAUGGGGCGAAUACUGUCUUCUCCAACGAACAGUCGCAGGCCAUGUAUAG